Ilyonectria robusta is the source of this 751-nucleotide messenger RNA. Its product is annotated as AAA domain-containing protein. Lineage: Eukaryota; Fungi; Ascomycota; Sordariomycetes; Hypocreales; Nectriaceae. The transcript has a single exon. The record is from RefSeq and is a predicted model, not a curated record. Bases 13 to 660 code for a protein of 215 amino acids.
GUUCAUCACACCAUGCCGCCAACAAAUGUAUACAUUAUCGGUGCUCAGUGCACUGGCAAGACGACCCUGGUCAACGCCUUGAGAUCCUCUUUCAAGACCACUUCAGAUAUCUCACCUCCUACAAUUGUUGAAGAAGUCGCACGUUCUGUCCAGAGGGUGCACAAAUUUACAGCGGCCGAUAUCACCUCGUCGCCUGACCGCUGCUUAGCGCUGCAGACGCUCAUCUUAGAAACUCAACGGGAUGCGGAGCGGGCGGCCUUACGAGACCAGCAGUGGAUCAUCUCGGACCGCUCUGGACUGGACCCCAUUGUAUACGCUCAGCGCUAUUUAGGGCACGAAACGGCAGAUGCCAUGUUAGCAAGUACCGCUUGGCAAGAGCUACGAUGGAGAAUGUCAACGUCGUUGAUCUUGGUGUGCGAGGCCGGCACCAACUGGCUUGUAGAUGAUGGCGUGAGGCUCAUGCCCCAAGACAGAGACGACUGGAUUGGCGUUCACCGCGAAUUCUGUCAGGUCCUGGAGAUAGUAGGCCUACCCUACGAUGUUAUCCCUUGCACAUUGGCAAGGAUUGACGACAGGACCGCCUUUGUGUGGUCCAAGUGGAGAGCGGCAGCACUCCGUGAUAGCCAUGGACCGAUGCUGGAGGCCAAUGGGUGUAGCUAGCUGCCAACAUCACGUUAUAUGUUUGCCCGGCCUGCAGAAGCCAGGCCAAGGCAUCUUCAGAUAUUUAUCAGUAUCCCUGUGCGGAACACUC